Racocetra persica is the source of this 1466-nucleotide messenger RNA. Lineage: Eukaryota; Fungi; Glomeromycota; Glomeromycetes; Diversisporales; Gigasporaceae. The record is from the annotation of a GenBank genome assembly.
AUUAUGAUAGUGUUUUAGUAACUUCAGACCAGCACGAAGUAGAUAAAUUCAUAGUUAAAGAACAUUCACACCAAUUAUGCAAUGCACUACCGGUUCCCUUGUUUAGGGUUUUUGUCGGACUAGAAGAUGAGAUGUACUAUCCACAGACGAUAGUGGACUCCCAUAAAACAACGGACAUUUCAUAUUUUCUUAUUCGUGAUAUUAUUGAUGAUAUUAUUGAAAUAUAUGAGAUAAAUCGUAAAGAAUGCACAAAGUAUCUAAAAGAUCUUGCGUAUAAUUUUGCAUCUGGCACAUUUGUUGAAAAAGAUACUACCACAUCAAUAACAAAAUCUGAAACAAAAGUGAAAGAUGAGCCUGAUAUAAAAAUUGAGCCAGAUAUGGAUACAUUUCCCAAUAAUUGGGGGGUUGAUGAUUCCAAAGAAGCCAAUGCAAGUUCAAUUUCGAAUCAAGGAAUUGUGGGGUAUAAACUUGAGCAGAUAAUAGUUGAGGAAUUUUAUUUGAUCGCCUUGGCUUUAUGGAUGUUGAAUGUUGCUACAGAUUUUGGAAUUGGUUUGCUCAUCAUCUUAGUAACUUUGGAUUUGUGUGGAACUGGAAAGAUUGGGAGACAACUUUACAGUUGGACCCAUUGCAUCCAAAAGUCUACAAUACCUGAAGAAUUCUUUGUUUUAUUUCCGGCAGCUGAGCCAACUACAAAUUUUCGUUAUGAAGAUCCCGAUCACUAUCUAAACAAUUUUGCAACAAGCCUGAUAAGUAAGCUUCGAAACAAAAAUUCUAACAGUGAGAUACAAACACAUCUGGAAGAGGUAGGCAAGAGUUUUCCUGACCUGCCUGCAAAAGAAAAAGAACAAACAAUUCGUGAUUUGUUUGUACAAUGUGUGCUGAUGCUAGGCAGUAAGAGUUUUAGUCAUGUGUUAAACGUAAUCGAGAGGUAUCUACUGAUUCUGCAAUCUUUGAAUGAGACACCUGAGGCAAGAUUACACACUGUAAAGAUCGUCGCAGAAUUCUGGGUGAAUAACACACAAUUCUUGGGAAUAUUACUCGAUAAAUUAUUAAAUUAUCGUGUAAUUGAUGCUAUUUCUGUAAUAUCAUGGCUGUUCACAGAUGAGAUGGAAAAAGACAUUGCAAGAUCAUACAUGUGGGAAAUUAUGAAAAACACUAUUAACAAGGUCAUAUCACGUGUAAAACAAGUAACAAGCAAAAGGGAAACGGUAUUAAAUCCACAAUCAGAGGUUGGCGUUCAAGGGAUUGACAUUACAUCUGAAGAGGAUAAAAAGAUCAAUGCUCAAGAGUUGCACACAGUUGAGAGUACACUAAAUGCAGUUACCAGAGAACAGAAGGAAGUUUUAUUAAAGAUUGCCCAAAUGUUUGUUAACUUACUCGAUACCGCAAAUAUCGACAUUUCUUGUGACCAUGGAGACUAUAGUUAUUACACCGGACAUCAAUCCAUGCAUUCUGAAUGUGAUUGA